Jaculus jaculus (lesser Egyptian jerboa) is the source of this 5572-nucleotide messenger RNA. RefSeq names its product WAS/WASL interacting protein family member 2 (gene Wipf2). Gene Ontology annotation, molecular function: actin binding. The coding region runs from base 220 to 1539 and encodes 439 amino acids. NCBI's taxonomy places the organism in Eukaryota, Metazoa, Chordata, Mammalia, Rodentia, Dipodidae. The record is from RefSeq and is a predicted model, not a curated record. The transcript has 8 exons.
GGGGCGGCGGCGGCGGCGGCGACGAGAUAGAGAGCUUGCCGCGGGGCGGACGGGCUGGACGAAACCGGAACGGAGGUGGCGGAGGAUUCGCUCCCGGAGCGGCGGCGGCCAGGUCGGAGAGAGGCCCGGGACGGCGGGGUCCGUGGCCGAGGUAUAUGAGUGACCUAAAGCUGCAAAUAAAGACGGAGCGAGAGCAGUGCCAACUGGAGCAGGGCAAGGAUGCCAAUUCCUCCUCCCCCUCCACCCCCACCUGGUCCUCCCCCACCUCCCGCUUUUAACCAGGCAAACACUGAACAGCCCAAGCUGAGUAGAGAUGAUCAGCGGAAUCGAGGUGCCCUCUUACAAGACAUUUGCAAAGGGACCAAAUUGAAGAAAGUGACCAACAUUAAUGAUCGGAGUGCUCCUGUCCUCGAGAAACCCAAAGGAAACAGUGGUGGUUAUGGCUGUGGAGCUGCUGCCUUGCAGCCCAAGGGAGGUCUCUUCCAAGGAGGAGUGCCAAAGCUGCGACCUGUGGGAGCCAAGGAUGUUUCAGAGAAUCCAGCUGGGAAGCCAGCCCUGCAAGUCCCCAGUUCUCGAGCUGCUGCCCCAAGGCCUCCGGUGUCUACGACCAGUGGACGUCCUCAAGAUGAUACAGAUGGCAGCCGAGCCUCCCUCCCAGAACUGCCCCGGAUGCAGAGACCCUCUUUACCAGACCUCUCUCGUCCCAACACCGCCAGCGGGACAGGCAUGAAGCACAGCUCCUCCGCUCCUCCCCCGCCUCCUCCAGGCCGGCGUGCCAAUGCACCCCCUACACCGCUGCCUAUGCACAGCAGCAAAGCCCAGGCCUACAACAGAGAGAAACCCUUGCCUCCAACACCUGGACAAAGGCUCCACCCUGGUCGAGAAGGACCUCCUGCUCCACCCCCUGUCAAACCACCUCCCUCCCCUGUGAAUAUCAGAACCGGACCAAGUGGCCAGUCUCUGGCUCCUCCUCCGCCGCCUUAUCGCCAGCCUCCUGGGGUCCCCAAUGGGCCCUCCAGUCCCACUAAUGAGUCAGCCCCUGAGCUGCCCCAGAGACACAAUUCCCUACAUAGGAAGACACCAGGGCCUGUCAGAGGCCUUGCACCUCCUCCACCCACCUCAGCCUCCCCUUCUUUAUUGAGUAGUAGGCCACCUCCUCCAGCCCGAGACCCUCCCAGUCGGGGAGCAGCUCCUCCACCCCCACCCCCCAUGAUCCGAAAUGGUGCCAGGGACGCACCUCCUCCCCCGCCACCAUACCGAAUGCAUGGGUCAGAACCCCUGAGCAGAGGGAAGCCCCCGCCUCCACCCUCAAGGACGCCAGCUGGACCCCCCCCUCCUCCACCACCCCUGAGGAAUGGCCACCGAGAUUCUGUCACCACUGUCCGGUCUUUCUUGGAUGACUUUGAGUCCAAGUACUCCUUCCAUCCAGUAGAAGACUUUCCUGCUCCAGAAGAGUACAAACAUUUUCAGAGAAUAUAUCCUAGCAAAACAAACCGAGCUGCUCGUGGAGCCCCACCUCUGCCACCCAUUCUCAGGUGAAGCCUGGCUUAGUCCUGUUCCUCAGGAAAAGGAUGGACCUCCUCUUCUCAGAUGGUCCCCCAACUCCCCUGAAACCUGCAUGAAGAGCUCCUACAGUGUUCCUCCAGUGCAACCCCCUAGACUCCAAGCACCCUCCCAGCAUCUGUCUCUGGACUUGUGAUUGGACUCUCUGUUGGCAGGCAGGAGGGUCUCAAACCCUGCGUCCAACCCUCUUCCAGCAAGCCCUGCUAGCCAGAAGAGGAGAAAGCGUCCUGUCUCCUUCUUUCCUCUGGGGAAAGGUGCCUUGUUUUGGGGAGUGGACUCAUUGUUGGGCAGGGUGGAGAAUGGCACCCCUGCCUGUGCUUACCCACUGUGGGGAAGCUUGGUGGGUGCAUUAUAUUCCAUUGCUUAGGAGGUUGGUUCGGCCAGGACUUCCGGGGACGGGGGUUACUUUUCAUGAAGCCGGAAAGGAGUGUGCUGAGAAGUGAUCUGUUUUAUAGGUCAGGUUUGGAGAAAGGACAAGAAAAUGAGAAUGCUUUAUUUUUGAGUAUUUUGGUUUUGUUCUCUUCUCCUAUCACCCCCGCCCCCACAUCGCAGGGAAGAGUUGAACACACACACUAAAUACUAAUCAGUUAAACUAAACAAUAAAAGGCAAGGAUGAAAUACAUUGAGGAUCAGUGUAGAGCCAGUCAGUUCUGCAGCCAAGGGACCAGGAGCACUUAGAGUCCCCCAGGACUUCUGCGCUCUUUCCUCAGGGUGCUAGGUUGAAGGGUGUUCCAGUCCCUCAAGAGAAGUCUUUUUUUUUUCCCCCCCCCUCAAUGGGGGAUAGCAUUCAUUCCUGAUUCACAACUCCCCCAAAACCUCUGGUGGGAAAUAAGAAGAUAGGACCUGGGUCUUCGCCUCAACCUCAAGUCUGCCUAAGUUUUUUCUAACUGUCCCUUCAGGGCUUGGUGACCCUUUGAGUCCUUCAGGCUGAGAAUGGUGAAUGGAGGUCGAGAAGGAAAGGAGGAAGCACUUGGUGGCAGGGUCUGGCUCUGUGGGGCUGCAAAGGACAGCGGCUCCUGUAGCUCAGCGGGCUCCUCCUGUUCCGUCCUCUGCCCCUCACCUACCCAAGGCCGCAGGACGAACAGCAGAGUUGACGAGGCUGAGGCGGCACAUCGGUGCUUGUGGGCUAUUCAGAUUCUACCGCGCUAAGAAGCACAAAGACGUACGUGAGACGAGCCUCCGGCCAGCAGGUAGCAGGUCUUCCUUGGCAGCCAGCAAUAUGUUGUUUCUUUGUCUUCCAGGUCCUAGUUAUAGAGCACAGAGAGAUGGAUGUUUCAACUGAGGCAGGGAGUGUCCUUUCUGCAACAGCAGGUGUGUUUCCUGGGCACCACACACCGUGUGAGAUGGUUUGCUCUGGCUGUUGCCAUGGGCAGAGGCUGCUCAAGCUUGGCAUGAGAGCCGGGAGACUAGGCUGUUCUUUGAAUUGAAUGGACAAAGCUAGUCGAAACCUCAGUAGAUACAUUACAGGGUCAAACUGCUGUAGGGAUCAGCCAGAUCUAUUGGCUCACAGGCUAAGGAUCUGUGCAGAAGCCAGGUGAAAACCAAAUCUCCCCAGUGCUGGUGAAGGAGGGCCCAACCAUAGGGUAUGUUGUCCUUUAUACCUGCUGGACCACACUGGCUCUUGGGACAGGCUGUGAUUAUUAGAUCCGCCGCCAAACUUUUUCUGGUGGUUCAUUAUUUCUCAUUCUUUUUUUCAAAUCUGUUAGCAGUAACCUCCCAGAAGUUUCCCCAGUCCCCUAAAGUGACCGGAGCUGAGGGGAGUGGUCAAGAGUUGCUUCUACAGCAGAGACCCCGCGUGGACGCUGACACGCUACUGAGCUUUGACUGUGAAGUCCUCCCAGUUGUUUUUGAAUUGGGAGUAGAUGCCUUUUGUACAAUGUUAUCAAAGUGUAUCUUUUUUUCCCCCCCUUUACUGAGACAGAGCAUCAAAAUAUAUCCCACAAAUAAAGCCAAACCCCAGCUUUUGACUGGGGCUGAUACCUUCUUCACCAUGACCUGCUGUCCCUCAUAUUGUCCAGCACUGGACUGUGUCAUGUGGGUGUUGAGUAUUAUUUUCCUUGUCUUUGCCUCAUGGAACCAAAAGAAGAAGAGGAGAAAGAAGGCCUGGGUUUAAAUCUGAGCAGACAGGUUCUCUCCUCCAGAGCAUGUUGAUGACACAGCACCUAUUUCAAUGAUUUUUGCCUUAUACAUUAUUUGGUUCCGCUGCUCAUACAGAUUUAUUAUCAUGCAUAUUUGCUAUUGAAGAUGGGAAUGUGAUCCUCAUAGUAGUUGGUCUAUUUUGUAUGUUGUACAAAGCUUGUAAUAUAGGGUUAACGUGGGCCAGCUGCAAGAGCACUAAAACUUCUCACCUUUUAAACUCCUCUUUUUAUCUGCUCCUGAGAACGUCGUCGUUCCUUCAGUGGAAGCUCGUGGUGGUCUCAUGUUGAGGCUACUGCCCAGUCCAACUAACCCCCUUGUCUCUUCCGGAAGAGACAUUGCUCAACUUAGUGUCAAGAAGCUAUGUUGGUGGCUCUUGUAUGGGUUUGGCUUUGUGACAUUUUUCCCUAGUGGGAAAAGCCUUGUAGCUGUUUCUUUCUGCCCUCCUGGAAUCAGGGCAAUGGUCUCCUGGUUUUCCAAUGAGCUAAAUGCUCUCUUCCCCUCCUCUGGUCACCAAACCUAGGCCAAAGCAAUUUGAUAGUCCAGGUGUGGUUUUCUGUCUUGUCUUGUGGGGAUUUGCUCCUUUGUAGAACCAACAGAAUGAGAGCUUAGGGCUGUCCCAGCUGAUGGAUGUGAAGCUGCUAUCUCCAGGAAUUCAUUCUCAGCCCCUUACCUGGUGAAGGCAAGGAGACUAGUUACUGACCAUUGCCCUGGGUGGGGGGAAUCUCCUCACCACAUAGCUUCACAGCUUGAAACCCAGAUUUACCUCUAGAAAGAGGUGAGGAAAAAAACAAACAAACAAACCUGUAAAUAGAAUUGCUACAGAACAACUCAGGGUUGGGGUAUGUUUUAGUUCUCCUGAUCACUUGAAAUAAUCUGUAGGCUGAGUGCUUAUGGGAGUGGGGGAGAAAUGUGACUCCAGGGUCCUUCCCUUCUGUGAAGCUCUGGGGGUGGUGUAUAGGGCAUCAGAGGCCCUUUGAUGACACUACACUAAGAGGUCUGUCCUUCUGGAAACCCAACCUACAAUCAGUUAAAAGUCAGAUUCUUCACAUUCCACCUGAAAUCUUUCUUUCCCUAUUGACUCUGUCCCUGGCUAUGUGGUCAGGGUGGCUUUCUGUUAAGCUACCCUAAUUUAGGGCAUGGGAGGGAAGAGAGGAGUCCGUUACAACCUCUGUCUUCAAGACUCAAUGCUUGAAAACAAAAUGAAAAAUAUUAUAACCACCUUCAAUAUUAUAUGCAAAAAAAGACACAAAAGUAACCAUUUAACUGAAGGAAGGGUAUGGUUCCAUUCAACUCCACGUUCAUUGUGCCUUUACUUGUGUUAAAUUUCUGUGCUUUCUUCCUCUCCCCCUUUGAAGUAAUUAAAAUCUUCCUUGUUAACUGCCGUUUCCUUCUUUCCACUCUUGCUCCUUACAGCUUAGUGGGUUCCUUCUCUAGCUGUCUAAAAAUCUCAUGCCGCUGAUGGCAGAGGGACUUACUAACCCUUCUUUUUUUAUGUCUGACCUUUGUCCUUUUCCACAGUGGCCAGCAUGGAAGUUACAGUCAACACUGAAUAAAAGACUAGAAUGAUGACUGUGUGUGUGUGUGUGUGUGUGUGUGUGUGUGUGUGUGUGUGUGUGCGCGCGCGCGUUCCUGUCCAUUGUCUGCAUGUGGAUCAGUUUCUUUUAAAAAAUAAUUUAUUAGCCGGGCGUGGUGGCGCACGCCUUUAAUCCCAGCACUUGGGAGGCAGAGGUAGGAGGAUUGCCGUGAGUUCGAGGCCACCCUGAGACUACAUAGUGAAUUCCAGGUCAGCCUGGGCUAGAGUGAGACCCUACCUCCAAAAACCAAAAAAAAAAAAAUAAUUUAUUGUCUGAUUUAUUUGGAGUUAUUUUCU